ACAUCAGUAACUUCAGUACUAUAUCAACAACCAAAAUAUUUUCCAUCACAGUAUCAAAUUAAAAGAUCUUUGUUGUUUAUUGUACAAUUUUUUCGUGUUACCAUAAUGCAGCGUGAAGAAAAACAGCUGGACAUGCUUCUGGAGGCUGUCCUUAAUCGAUUAAACGAUAUAAAGCACUCGAUAGGAACGAUGAUUCACCGGCUCGAGAAUGAAUAUGAAACUAUCAAUUGGCCCACAUUUCUGGAUAACUUUGCGCUUAUCUCCGGCCAUUUAACCGGUUUGACAAAAAUUCUAUCUUCCGAAAUUGGUACACCACUCCGUAAUCUAACCGUGCUUCCAUUACUGCUCACGCCGGAACGCGACGAACCUCUGUUGCAGCUUACGGAAGGCCGCAUCCCUGUCUUCUCCCACGAUCUCGUGCCGGACUAUCUGCGCACAAAACCGGACCCCGGGGCUGAGUCCCGAAUGGCGACGCACGAAGCCAAAGCCAACAACCUGCUGACGGAAACGGCCAUGAAACAGGUGGCCCAGUACACCAAGGUCAUUUCGCACGUUUGGGACAUAGUGAGCAAGGCGAAAGAGGAAUGGGAUUCGGAAGCAUCGCGACCGGGUAUCCAGCAGACCAGCUCGAUGGCCGAUACGCAAGCACUGGUUGCCGCCGUUGGUUUGGGCAACGGUUUGGCCAUCGUUGGACCGGGUGGUGUGCCCAACAGUGGCAUCAUGAUUCCCCCCGCGAUUCGACAGGCUUCACCGAUGAGUGCCGUGUCGCCUUCCGGAGCUGGACCGCUCGGGAAGAUGCCCUCCGGUAUUAAGACAAAUAUCAAGUCCGCAAAUCAAGUGCAUCCCUAUCGUUAAGGGUUUUGGAGGAAGGAAAUUAAUUGUGUUUUAUAAUUUAUACAAAUAUUGGCUUUAUUUACGAUAACUAUUUCAUGCAGAAA
Molecule: messenger RNA, 938 nt
Organism: Toxorhynchites rutilus septentrionalis
Lineage: Eukaryota; Metazoa; Arthropoda; Insecta; Diptera; Culicidae
Gene: MED8
Product: mediator of RNA polymerase II transcription subunit 8
Exons: 2
Coding region: 106-855 (249 amino acids)
Biological process (GO): regulation of transcription by RNA polymerase II
Cellular component (GO): core mediator complex; mediator complex
Molecular function (GO): transcription coregulator activity; RNA polymerase II cis-regulatory region sequence-specific DNA binding
Source: RefSeq, a predicted model, not a curated record